Anneissia japonica is the source of this 2104-nucleotide messenger RNA. RefSeq names its product sodium-dependent phosphate transporter 2-like. Gene Ontology annotation, molecular function: phosphate transmembrane transporter activity. The transcript is spliced from 2 exons. The annotation marks the transcript as partial. The record is from RefSeq and is a predicted model, not a curated record. NCBI's taxonomy places the organism in Eukaryota, Metazoa, Echinodermata, Crinoidea, Comatulida, Comatulidae. Gene Ontology annotation, cellular component: membrane. Gene Ontology annotation, biological process: phosphate ion transmembrane transport.
AAAAAAAAAUCAACUGCUUUAGCCAUUUUCAGUGCUAUAUAUAAAUACAAACAUGAUGGACUAGAACCUCCAGUGGCUAAGGUAGCAUUUUUUCCAAAUGUCUUUUCAGUAUGGUUUUCUUUCUUAUCUUACAGUAAUGCUAUCGGGCCUGUGAUCUCCAUUUGGAUUACUUACCAGACGGGGCAAGUAGAUGCUGCAUGGGAAACUCCAUUGUGGAUUUUAUUAUUUGGUGGUGUGGGCAUUUCACUUGGAUUAUGGUUCCUUGGAAAGCGUGUGAUACAAGUUGUAGGGGAAGAGAUUACCACAUUGACACCAUCAAGUGCCUUUACUAUAGAACUCGGAUCAGCAUUGACAGUUUUAACAGCAUCUAAUCUUGGAAUUCCAAUAAGCACAACACAUUGUAAGGUGGGAUCUGUGGUGGCACUCGGUCUAUAUCGAUCCAUAUCUACGGUAGACUGGCGGUUGUUCCGAAACAUUGCCAUAUCAUGGUUCCUCACUGUACCGGCAUGUAUAGGAUUCAGUGCAGCUGCCAUGAAGCUACUAAUCUUCACUGUUUAAAGCUUGGUUUUCAUACAAUCGCUACACACUAUGAUUGCCGACACCUUUUCUGAUGCUGAUUGGUUGGUUGAAUUGGGGAGCCUUCUCAUCUACGCAGUACGAUUGCACUGAAAACUGGGCCCCGCCCCAUCAACAGAUAGGUCAACCACCCUUGACGUUCGACCUGCGUUUGCAUAUUACAGUAUGAUUUCCAGUAAGCAUCACUAGCUAACGGAAUACGGCGGUAGGCCUAGUAGGAAUGAUUUGUGCCUUUGUGAGUGAAGAAUAUUUGUACUGAAUCGAUGCUGAAUAUGAAGUAUAUGCCUACCUAGGCCAGGGCCUAUACCGAUAGCAUUCUGCUAGCGUCUUCAGUGGAGAUUUGAUAGGGUGUGCCUGGCUAGCUACUGUAGGCCUAGCCUGGUUUAGGCCUACUUCUUUCUGCUAUCUAAUACCCAUUUCACACAAGCAGAAAAUAUUACAACUUUUAACAAUUAUUAACAAGUUGUAACAAGUUUGAUAUUCCGAGAUUUUUGGUUCGUUUCACACAUGCACUUUCAAACCAUGGUCUGUUUUGUUCCGAGAUAACUCAGGGGACCCCUGUGAAAUCUCGGAAAGUUUUACAAGGAUUUGCUUUCAUACUCAUCCAAACCUGGUUACAACUUGUUACAAGUUGUUAAUAUUUGCAAAAUAGCAUCAGUGUGAAAUGGGUACUAGACGAAUCCCAGGCUACUGUAGACAGGCGUACGGAACCCAAACCUGCCUGAAAUUGAUCGAUUUCGGCCUAGCUAAGCUAGACUCGGAUAAGGAGGAGUCUCUGUAAUGUCAUCCUUUUCAGCAAUUCCCCCUCCCAUGAAAAAAUCAAAGAAGAGAAAGACAAAUCCAGAUGAGGAGCUAAUUGAUAAAUCCAUGCAAAUACGCUCGUCUACAAAUAGUAAGGGCCCUGAAGACCAUUUCGGUUUGUAUGUGGCCGCUUAACUCAAGAGAAUCGGUGAUCGAAAAAAAAAAUUAAUCAAAUUAAAUUGAAAAUACAAGCAAUACUUUGUGAAUCUGAAGAAUGAGAUUCUAAGAAAUCAACAAAUAUGACUGCUUCAUAUUCUUGGUUCUUGCUACAGUAUUUGCAUAGAUUUGAUUUUUUUAUUGCGUACUAUAUUAUAAAAUGUUAAUUACUAUGAAUGAAAAAUUCUACGGUAAUUUUUAUUUAAUGUUGUUGCUAUUUCUAAAUUAGACUUCUGUGAAUGCUGUGAUUAAUACCGUAUCACUGAAUCAUACAGGCUCUACAUAAUUUUAUGUUUGCUUGAAAAUCAACAUUUUUAACAGAAACAUAUUCAGGAUUCAGAUCUAAUGAAAAUUGGAUGGAUCAGGACUGCACACAGAAUUUUUAUUGGGUGGGUGCAAAUUCCUAGAGAGUGGACCAGAACAGCUCCUGGGCAUGAGGAAACUUCACCAUUUACCAAAUUUUCAAUUUUUGAACCAGGUUUUGCCGAUCUCUUCUUAUCUCUAUUAAUUACUGCUUCAGGGAAUUUUGUAACAAGAUUAAUAGUGAAGCUCAUUAGUUGUGAAUAGUCCA